AUGGCCUCCGCAAGCCCAGUUGGAGUGUGGAAACCCGUGCCACCUGGAAGCAGAGCUCGUGCCUCCGGCUCCUGCUUUAGUUGUCGUGAGAGGAAGCGAAGGUGUGACAAAUCAUUGCCUACAUGUUAUCUCUGUCGUCGCAAAGGCAUAGGAUGCUACUAUCCCCAGCACCGCGGUCAGAAGAACCCCUCACCGAUUGAAGAUGGGCCCAGUCUCGGAAAUGUCACAGCGGGAGGGGCUUCAGAGACCACUCAGCCUGAAAAAGGACAAGAUUUGGUCAACGCGGAGGCAAUUCGCUUUCUGGCCCCAGACCUCUUUCGCGACAUGAAUCUACAGAUCCCCCGUCAUGAAUGGCAGAUGCCAGCUGAGAUUGAGGCACAACUGGGGAGUCAGCAACAGAUGCAAGAGACGACCAAGGCAUUCUUGCAGUUGACGAAAUCGUGGAUGCCUAUCGUCAACGGGAAGCGUCACCUGGCUGCCGCGUUGAAUCCCCUAGUUCCACUCCGCCGUCCAACAGCCCUCUUAGCACUGUGCAUGAAGCUGUGCUGUCUGCCUGUCGACAAAGUUGAAGAGAAGCGCGUGCUGUACGAGCUUGUGAAGAAACUGUAUGCGGAAGUGGAGCGUCAAGAGGACUCAUGCUUUCAGCUCAUGCAGUCGGCGGUCUUCAUUGCUGUGUUUGAGAUGGGCGAUGCUAUCUUCCCAGCCGCUUACUUGACUGUCGGGGCUUUGGCAAGGUAUGGUAUGGCUAUGGGGAUGAAUAAGAUCAACCAGACUGCGCUGGGUAAGAAUUGUGCUGCAACUGUAGGUGCCUCGUGGGCGGAUAUCGAGGAGAUGAGGAGGGUUUGGUGGGGGGCGUUGAUCCUAGACCGUCAUCAUCUCCCGAACAUGCCACUCGCAUAUCUGAGGGUUUCACCUUCAAGAUGGGAUCCUUCGCAAGGCUAUGCCAAGCCAUGCACCUCAUUAGCAAAUCCCUCUCAUUCUGUCGCAUUGCCUCUACCAGCAGCGACCAAGUUCCACAAGAUAGUUCGCUUGAGGAAGUGGGACAGCUCUGCCGUACUCUUGAGUCCCUAG
This is a messenger RNA of Fusarium musae, 1071 nucleotides long. RefSeq lists its product as uncharacterized. The coding region runs from base 1 to 1071 and encodes 356 amino acids. Gene Ontology annotation, biological process: regulation of DNA-templated transcription; DNA-templated transcription. NCBI's taxonomy places the organism in Eukaryota, Fungi, Ascomycota, Sordariomycetes, Hypocreales, Nectriaceae. Gene Ontology annotation, molecular function: DNA-binding transcription factor activity, RNA polymerase II-specific; zinc ion binding; DNA binding. Gene Ontology annotation, cellular component: nucleus. The transcript has 2 exons. The record is from RefSeq and is a predicted model, not a curated record.